Molecule: messenger RNA, 942 nt
Organism: Haemonchus placei
Lineage: Eukaryota; Metazoa; Nematoda; Chromadorea; Rhabditida; Trichostrongylidae
Source: the annotation of a GenBank genome assembly
AUGCAGUGGACUGUCGCGCUUGAGGGCGGACCUCGCCGCGUCAACCACGCUGCCGUUGCGAUCGGCGAUAGGAUUUUUUCCUUUGGUGGCUACUGCAGCGGUGAGACGGUCGACCCUGAGCAACCAAUUGAUAUUCACAUGUUAGACACUAAUACAUAUCGAUGGAUUUCUGUGAAGGCACAUUCCUCAGAUAUCGAAGAAGACGACAUGGAACCAUUGAGAUCAUUACCAUAUCAGCGUUACGGACAUACGGUUUGUGCAUAUCGAGGACGAGCUUAUUUAUGGGGUGGCAGAAAUGAUGACUAUGGAGCGAGCUCGACCCUCCAUGAGUUCGAUCCUGUGCUGCUCCGUUGGCGUAUUGUUCCUGUCGAGGGUCGCGUUCCACCAGCCAGAGAUGGCCACUCGGCAGUGGUUGUUGGCGAUCGCAUGUUCCUUUUCGGUGGAUUUGAAGAAGAUCUGCAACGAUUUAGCCAAGAAACCUAUGUGUUUGACUUCCUGACAAACCGAUGGAGCGAGUUCAAUACAACGGGUCAGCCACCGCUUUGGCGUGAUUUUCAUACUGCUGUGGCGAUUGAUAGCAAAAUGUACAUCUUCGGUGGAAGAAGCGAUUACACGGGACAGUUCCAUUCAACACGAGAUAUGUAUGAUGAGCGGUUGAAGGCUUUAGAUUUGCGAACAGGCGAAUGGUCCGAUCCUAUUUGCAACGGCGUUGGACCAUCCGGUAGACGAAGUCAUUCGGCAUGGACCUAUGGUGGAAAGAUGUACAUUUUUGGUGGUUACCUUGGUACUCAAAAUAUGCACUAUGAUGAUCUGUUCUCGUUCGAUCCAUUAACGAAUCACUGGGAGAAAAUUAAGACCUCCGGACGAAUGCCAUCUGCUCGUCGUCGUCAAUGCACUGUGGUCGUAGGCAGUCGAGUGUUCUUGUUUGGCGGAACAAUGUAA